Messenger RNA from Gasterosteus aculeatus aculeatus (three-spined stickleback), 5114 nucleotides. Lineage: Eukaryota; Metazoa; Chordata; Actinopteri; Perciformes; Gasterosteidae. The record is from RefSeq and is a predicted model, not a curated record.
GAGCUGUGGGACAGACGAGGGAGGCAGUGCGCUUCUUAAACUCUCUAGUCUGUCGUAUCGUCAAACAGCCAACGUUAGCUUAAAUCAGACAUGUAGCAGCGUCAGUCAGCCAACCUGUUCAGACCAGAAACCCCCCAAAGGCGUUUUGAAGAAUGGAGCUCACGUAUCGGGAUAUCGUGACUUCCCGACUCUAAUUGGACAUUCCGGCCCGCAUCCACCACCACCAUCAACAACAACAACAACAACACCACCACCACCACCACCCACCAUCACCGCCGGCUAACAAGCGGUUAGCAUUAGCAACACUCAGCUGUCACUCCGGAAGGCCGCCGCACCGGGUGGAGAUUUAACUUUCUCUCUCCCGGACCGAAUCAACACCAAGUCGCUAUUUAAUGAUAACUUGCUGUUUGUCAUAACUCGGUAAGAAUGGAGUCCUCGUUGGGGAUAAGCGACGAAGUGUGCUUGGCAACUGUGAAAGUCCAGGAGCUGCGGGCUGGCCAGAAGGAGCCCAGACUGCUGUCACUAAUUGAGCGCAGGGGAGAGUUUGUAUUGGCUGUUCUGGCCACCCCGGAUGCUGUCGCGUCUCGUCCAGUGGCCCAGCUGUCUAUUCCCAUCAAUGGUCAUUUUGAGAUUGUGCGAGAGGCUGAAGAGGCUCUUCUUAUUAACUUAUCAGUAGCUUCCGGCGUUAGGAUACGAAUCAGCGGAGAAAGGGCUCCGCAGCUGCUGUUGGAACUGCAGGACGAUGAUCGGACUCAGACUUUCUUAGCCCAGGUGAUGAGUGCACAGCAACAAGAGUUUGAAAAACUCCCGAAACCCAAAGCGAUGGAGCCCUUUGCAUCAGCAGCCCCCAUCCCGCCGCAAAGAGCCAACAAGACGGCCAACUCUGAGGGCUCCGGGGUCAACCCCCCCAAAUCUACCAACGCACUGCCUCCCAACCUCAACAACAGCCGGUCAACAAAUCAGACCAAGACAGAUCUGGUUCAAUCACUCGCCUCCGACUUCGGCUUUGAGGACAACUUCAAUCACGCUCUCAAAGUGGAGGAAAAGAAGAACCACCAGAAUCGCAUCGUUGCUGUGAGGGAGCCUCCUCCGGUUCCCCCUCUACCUCCGCGCAAAGCCUCCUACGCGCCAUCCAAUCCUCUGCCUGCUGCACCCAUCCCCAAAGACCGAGCGGUCUCCCUGCAGACCAGAGACCACUCCAAACCUGAUAGUUUUAGGUCCGGGUAUGACGGCAUGGCCAGGCCGACGUCUUGGUCCGACAGCCCCAUGUCCUCCAGCCAGGCAGGACAAAGAGAAUACCUCGUCAAACACCUCCUGGGUAAGAAGGAGAAAGAGUAUGUGGACAUCAAGACCUUCAAGUUUUUCACCGGUACGUGGAACGUGAACGGCCAGGCUCCAGACAGCAGCCUCGUGCCGUGGCUCUGCUGUGAUACAGAACCUCCGGAUAUUUACGCUCUGGGUUUUCAAGAGUUGGACUUGAGCACCGAAGCUUUCUUCUACAUGGACUCGUCCAAGGAGCAGCUGUGGGUGGAAGCGAUGGAGAGGAGCUUGCACCCAAAAGCUAAAUAUAAGAAGGUCCGAAUCAUACGUCUGGUUGGGAUGAUGCUCGUCGUGUUCGUUAAAAAGAUUUACAAGAACCUCAUAAAAGAAGUGGCCGCGGAGCACGUGGGGACCGGAAUCAUGGGAAAAAUGGGGAACAAAGGAGGCGUGGCGGUGAGGUUUGUUUUCCACAACACCAGCUUCUGCAUCGUCAACUCCCAUCUAGCUGCACACGUGGAAGACUUUGAGCGCCGCAACCAGGACUACAAAGACAUCUGUGCCCGCAUGACCUUCCACUUACUGGACCAACCCCCUCUCAAUAUCGUCAAGCACGAUGUAGUAAUCUGGCUCGGGGAUUUAAACUAUCGUCUGUGCUUGUACGACGCUGCGGACGUCAAAUUUCACAUUUCUCAGAAUGAGCUAAAAAGGCUUCAGGAGGUUGAUCAGUUAAACAUUCAGAGGCAGACAAAGAAAGCCUUCACGGACUUCAUGGAGGGAGAAAUCAACUUCAUGCCCACAUACAAGUACGACCCCAAAACGGAUCGAUGGGACUCGAGCGGGAAGUGCCGUGUCCCGGCUUGGUGUGACAGGAUCCUGUGGAGAGGAAACAAUGUCAAGCAGCUCAAAUAUCGGAGUCACAUGGAGCUGAAAACCAGUGACCACAAACCCGUCAGCGCUCUCUUCAGCGUAGGGGUUAAGGUGGUAAAUGACCCGCGCUACAAGAAGGUGUUUGAGGAGAUUGUUCGGGCGAUGGACAGAAUGGAGAAUGAUUUCCUUCCAUCUGUAACCCUGGACAAGAGAGAGUUCGCGUUUGCUAAUGUGAAAUUCCGGCAGCUUCAGAGGGAGCGCUUCGUAAUAACCAAUGAUGGUCAGGUCCCCUGUCACUUUGCCUUCAUCCCCAAACUCAAUGACUCGCAGUAUUGCAAGCCUUGGCUCCGGGCCGAGCCGAGCGACGGAUUCCUAGAGCCGAAUGAGACCUUGGAGAUCUAUCUGGACGUGUACGUCAGUAAGGACUCGGUCACUCUGCUGAACUCUGGAGAAGACGCCAUCGAGGACAUCCUGGUGCUCCAUUUGGACCGUGGCAAGGACUACUUCAUUACCAUCUCUGGCAACUACCUGCCCAGCUGCUUCGGCACCUCACUGGAGACCCUGUGCCGCAUGAAGAAGCCCAUCAGAGAGAUCCCCAUCACCAGACUCAUUGACCUGGAAGAAGACAGCUACAUGGAAAAGGAAAAGUCAAAGAUGAGUUUCCUGAUGGUGGAGGGUUCAGGCACCGAGGACAAACCUCUAAAGAUCCCCAAAGAAGUCUGGAUUCUUGUCAACCAUCUCUUCACCAAGUCCUGUGAUCAGGAGGACUUGUUCCAGACCCCAGGACUACAAGACGAGCUGCAGGGCAUCAUCGACUGUCUGGACACCAGCAUCCCGGACUCCAUCUCUGGUUGUAACCACUCUGUCGCCGAGGCGCUGCUGAUCUUCUUGGAGGCCUUGCCGGAGCCCGUGUUGUGUUAUGAACUCUACCAUCGGUGCCUGGAAUGCGCUCACGACAGCCGCCUCUGCAAACAGUUGAUCUCCCAGUUGCCCCGAGCUCACCGCAACGUGUUUCGCUACUUAAUGGCCUUUUUGAAGGAGCUUCUCAAGCACUCUCACAACAACAACCUAACGGCCAGCCUCAUAGCUACACUCUUUGCCAGCCUCCUCAUCCGACCCCCUCCCAACCUGAUGGGGAAGCACACGCCACACGAGCGCCAGAAAGCCAUCGACUUCAUCCUGGGUUUCCUGAUGGCAGGAGACGAGGAAUAGAAGAGAGCGACGGAGUCCCGACCUGCCUUCCUGUUGGACCUGAACUAAACUGUGGUUUAUCAUCCAUUGGAGACCAGCGCAGUGCACCCAACCGUUUCACAAGCUUUCAUCCUCGACACUGCUUUACGUGUGUUGGAUUGCUGGAUUUGGAAGCACUUGGAAUAGGCUUGAACUGAUGCCUAUUAUUCACUUUCAGCGCCUUCUGGCCCUGUGGCUCCCGACCGGCUCGUCCUCGCCCUCUGCUGAAACUUCCUCUUGGGUUAUAAUGCCAAAACAACCGCUAAGCCGCGUGUGAUAAGAAUGUGAAAACACUAUAUACUAUGUAGAUUCUAAGCAAAAGGCUCGAUUACACUAAAGAAGAAAAUAUUUCCUGAAGUUUUAAGACAUAGACUGAAUAAAAGUGUAAUGCAUAAAGCAAAUGGUUUCAAAUGGGAUCAUUUUGGAUAUUAAUCACAAAAAAUGUUUAAGCUUUAGAUAAAUUACGACAAUCAUCUGUUUUAAAUGAGGGGACAAUAUUAUAAAUAUCUUCAAUAACUUAGUUAAAUUGGUUACAAUAUUCAUUGUAUUUUAAUUAUUAUUUAUAUAUUUGUUUUUCUUCAAAGUUUGACACAUCUGAAUAUUUUCUACUAAAAUACAGUUUAUUUUCAGCUCUCUGUUGCUUUUAAGAUAUUCAUCGCUUAUUUUUAUGAUCCUACUGUGGUAAAACCUCCUGAAUGUUUACCGUUUUGUUUAACUCCCGCCGAGCGCCUCACACCUCGUUUUGCCAGUUCUACUUUGAGUUACAAAACAAGUCCGUUAACACACUAACUUCCUGGUUAACCGGAAUCAAGUCGCCCUGACGCUGCUGACGUCUUACGGGAUGUAAAUAGUGAUCGUUUCCCCGCUUCGUCUGUAUUUGGCUGUCGUCAUAGUGACGCAAAUCUGUGUCUACAGUGAGUUUGUCACAAAGGUGUUCCCGUCGAUGUCCGUGUUGGUUUACAUGUCUUUUCCCUCACUUCUGCCACGUGUUGAGACUCACGUCUCGUUGUUUUGUGUUCCUAAAUGGUGAAUCCAGAUUUUAAGGAUCAUUACUUCUCUGUGCAACCGUUCUCGUUUUGUGGUACUGAGUCACGGUUGUGAAACAUGCCGUCGUUAUUGAAAUGAGGAAACUACCAUGCUGUGUAUAGUGGAGGCUCGUUUCCUCUUUUACAGUUUUAGAGAUGUCAGCGUUAUUUUUCCAAGUCGACCAAAAUAUUCCUUGGAUGAUAUAAGUGUCCCUUUUGAGCCCGGAGGUUUUCUCCUCCGAUGCUUCACGAGAUUAUCAGGAUUUAAUGUUGGGAGAUUAUGUAAUUUUACAACACUUGUAGAAAUUGGGAUGAAGGUGCUCUAUAUUUGCAUAUUCUUUUCUGUCUGCUUGCCAUCAAUACACUAAGUUGUGAUUGUUUUUAUCAACCUCAGCUUUGACCAAAGGUGGCUCGACCCUGAAUGAAUAGUUCUUGGUGAUUCAGAUCUGAGAGAUCCGUUUUACAAUAGCCCUUAAUUACUUUUUUUUUUUCAUCUGGUCUUUGUACUAUUGUCGUUGAGUUAAACACCAAAUCAAUAACCUCUAAUUUCAAGUGUUGUCCAACUGUAUCCUUGAAUGUAUUCGUGUUGAUCCAUUUAGCUUCUUUGCCUUCAGUUUUGUCACAUUUUGUUCAUGAAUCUAAGGUACACGAGGAAACACUUGCACCAUGUUUUCCAUUUUCAUACAUUUGGUGCUUUUAAUUUAUUUAAUAGAAAUAAAACUGUCAAAAGCC